This is a messenger RNA of Sycon ciliatum, 3899 nucleotides long. Its product is annotated as F-box/WD repeat-containing protein 7-like. The coding region runs from base 389 to 3403 and encodes 1004 amino acids. Gene Ontology annotation, molecular function: protein binding. The transcript is spliced from 21 exons. Lineage: Eukaryota; Metazoa; Porifera; Calcarea; Leucosolenida; Sycettidae. The record is from RefSeq and is a predicted model, not a curated record.
UGAAGUAAAGCAAUGACUGUUUGAAUCAUUUCCUUUGCCUAAAAGCUGACAGUGACACUCGAUAGGUUGAGGAAGUUUAUGUCCGAAAUAGCAAGGCAGCUAUAUUUAAUUACAGGCGGCUAUUACUUGACAACACGGGCAGUGUAUUAUCUUUACACUGAUUGGUGUGAGUGACGAAUAAAGCCAGUAGAAGUCAAUCUUCCUCUCAGGCAAAAUACAUCAAGUAAGUAAUAGUUGUCACUCGAUUAUGGGAAACUGAUCCAGUGGUGAAAAGGCUAUACGAACGACCACGCACUUUGCACGUUUUGGUCUUCCAUCGGACUUCUUUGCACUGACUCCGGGUAAAGUUUCACAAGACUAGCUUGCAGUCAGUGCACGCGGCAAGGCAAUGGCCACGGCGUCUGAAUCGCCGCCUGAUGAUGGCCCACUCCGAGCUGAGCCAGCAAGCCAGGAGCCUACGUUCGGACGACCAUCGCUGCAUGUUACCGAUGGCUCAAUGCACGGAAAAGAGUCGUCUCCGUUCGGUGACUCCUUUCGUAGGCUAGCGACCGGUUCGGCCAAGUUCAUUCAGGAACUACGCGAGGUCAACCAUUGGCUCACCAACUGGAACCAUAGCGAGAGAUGUGCUCUGCUAAAGCAGCUACUGAAGCACAUGUCCUCGGAGCAGCGGCGAUCCUUGGCCAUGCUGCUGUAUCCGCUACACAUGAAGGACAUGUUGAUAAUGGCUGAGCGUGCCUAUCCCGGCAGUCGCUUCAUGCCCGUCUACCUUCCGGAGCGUGGGCAGAAGCAGGCGGAGGAAAUGACCAAGUACAAUGCUGCAUACAGAGCAUGGCUCAUCAGACAGCCAAAAAUAUGCAGAGAGGCAGUGUCGGGAGUGAAGAGUAUUGACAAGGAUCCGAGACUGACAAGCGCUCAGCGAGAGAGAAGGAGGGCAAUGCUGAAGAAAUCCCUCUCAACUCGUCCGUACCAUCCCCAGCACGAGGACAUGGCCUAUCUAAGCACUGAGGCAGACGUCGAGGAGCACCAUAAGCUGUACGCUGCAUCCCACACCGAGGACGAGAAGCUGACACUGGAGUUGAAAUGGUGGCAAUCACGCUUCACCGACGACACAAGCAUUGAGCGGCGCACACUGCGCCUUGUUCUGCCAGACACCUUCGACACGGGACUUCCGGGUGUGGAUCGUCGUUGUCUUCUUCAGUUCACUGAGGAUAAGCUGAAGAUGAUGAGCUUGCACCAAGGCAGUCGUGCUGAUCAUGUUACAAAGCCUAAACUGCUCACCACAUCCUCCAUGAAUAGAAGGAAAACUGGCCAACAGCAGCAGCUGCCCAGUCUUCCCUCUAACACACCUAAAAUUCGGAAGACACCUUCUAGCCCACCUCCAUUUCUGCCAUGCCCAAUGCCGGUGAAGAAAGCAACAACACCUAGAGCAAUUGCAGCACAGGCAACAGGUACUCCCCACAGCACACACAGCGCAACAACAACACCAAGACAAACACCAAGGCGAGCGGCAAGCCAAAGAUGGGGCAAUCUUGAAGCGUCCUCGACCUCACCUUGCCCUCGCCAUUUCAGUCCAAGUGUGCGCCUGACACCCGUCAGAGUGAUGGCAGCAAGUGCCAGAUCGAAUAACUCGAAAUGUCGGCAAAGCGAUUGGGUAAGUGAAAGUGACAGUGAGAGUGCCAGCAGUGACUGCGAUGAUAGUGAUACAGAACGAGCAGAGGAAGACAAGGCGGAUGGCUUGCAGCAGCAGCUGAGUGAAGUGGAAGCUGAGCGCUCCGGCCAAUACGAAGAUCUGGAGAUCUGUCACCCGGUUAGAAUGCACGCACCCUGGCUAAGUACGCACAAGGGCCGCGAGUGGACUAAGUAUGCUGCGGACGCAUUUGAACAGCUUGGAACGCCGCCAGAGGACUCCAUCGUGCACCCAGUCACACCGGAAGGAGGGAGGUUCUCUUGCGACAUGGCCUCAAGGCUGCAGGCAGAUCAACCGAUGACAGCAAGGUCCUUGUCACGUGCUGCAAUGAUGACACCAGCGGGCAAAGCAUCGUCAACCUUGAACAGGUCACAUCAUUCCAGGCUUCCUGCUAAUGGCAAGACACUGCUGCACCGGUACAUCUCAUCUUGGACGGAAACUGAGCAAGAACAGGCGAUCUACCUGAUAUUGACACAGCUGGAUGCACGCGAGCUCUUCUACAUUGUCUUUUCCAUUGUUCCGUACACAUACUGUGAUUUCGUUUCUCUGCUGCCAAGUCACCUAGCCGUGUGCAUCCUGCAGUACCUCACACCGGAUGAGCUGCGCAUUGCCAGCCAGGUAUGCAAGCGCUGGCACCGUGUAGCGUUCUCUACCGACGUGUGGUGGUUCAAAUACAAGGAAUUGUCCAGACAAACAGGUGUGAGUGUUCAGUUCCAGCAGCAGCACCGUGAUCCAAACUGGCUGAACCUGGCAAUGCGUAUUGAGCGUGUAGUGCACCAUUGGAACAAGCCUCUCAUCCAGUAUACUAGAAUGAAGGUGCAUCGCAGCAGAAUUCUUGGCUUCAAUGUGGACGAAGAGCGUAACCUGUUGGCAACAGCCUGCCAUGAUGGCUCAGUGGCGGUGUUGGACAUCAGCAGCUGCUUCAAGUGGACAGUCUUGCAUCGGUUUGUGCCGGAUAAGCAUACCAACUGCUGGUGUGUGGCACUGUUUGGGAUGCAGGUUGUCAUUGGUGGCUACUCGGACGGCUGUCUACGAUACUGGAGCUGGACAACCAAGACUAUAGCAAAAACUGUCAAGGUGCAUCGCGCAGGAACAAUCUACUGCAUGCAGAUCAAGGCAGAGCGGAUGAUCAUCGGCUGCAAGAAUCACCAUGCGUACGUAUUUGAUGUGCGCUGCCCCAACCUGCCACGGUGUGUACUGAGAGGUCACAAGGGUGAAGUAUAUGCAGUGCAGCUGAGCAACAAGGCUACCCGCGCGUACACAGGCAGCAGAGACUCGAGUGUGCGUGAAUGGCAGGUUUCCUCCGGCGAUUGCCUGCGAGCGCUGAACUUUGAGCGUCCUGUUCUCGGCUUGUCACUUCACAAGGGUAUUCUAAGUGUGUGCUCUUCCAGUGAUGCUGUUCUGCUGGACUGCACUGCAAAGACCUGGAAGCCAUCAAAGCCAUUUCAAGGUCACAUUCGAAGGAUCGAAGAUGUGUCGUACAUUCGCGGGCCCCACCCACGCGGUCACAGCUUGCUGGUGACGUCGGGAAAAGACUCCAUGGUUUUCAUCCAUGAUGCUUCAAGGCCAGGCCAGCCACCUAUCAAGCAGUUGUUCACACACCACUUUGCCAGCGUUGUGUCAGUGCACGCUACCACCACGGCCAUCUUUGCCCUGGCCGGUAGCCGGGUUUACAUGUGGAGGUUCGAUGGUCCAGCUGCGUUUAGCUAUGAGUGAGCAGUCGGAGCAGUAAGAGCAGUCUUGGUGUGUACAGCCCAGAUUGAAGCACCUGCUGUUUACAUUCCUUGACGUCGUUGGCUACUUUAUUUCCCAGGAGAGGAUUUUGUGAAGGAUCUUGGAAACUUGAUUUUUUACUUCAUAGCCGUAUUAGAAAAGCUAUAAUGUUACACACGACUCAUGUGUGUAAAUGUAAAUAUUCUUGAAGUAGCCUUGGAUGAUCGGGACACCAAUCAACCUAAUAAUAACACUAUUACACAAGUUAGCAAUGGAACAAAGCUGAAUUCUGUUCGGUUACUCAUGGUUGUUCACCAAUCUUCAGACAACAAUGAUGAUUUAAAAAUGGCGGCAAGGUGAUAAUAACUGCUGGCCCUGAAACUAACGCAUGCACGCACACAGUUGUUUAAACUAACGCAUACACGCACACAGUUGCUUCACCCUGCUUCGCAGUACUACCAACCCAACACCCAAAGUAUAGCACCCAACCACAACUGAA